AUGAUGAUGACAGCCUCACUUCAAACCAACAACUUUGCCCAACGGUGCAACAUGAUGAAUCUUCACGUUCAGGUGAUUCCAGAAGAGCCCCACUCUACUAAUAGUUCUACCCAUACUAAGAAGAUGCACAAGUCCGGAUCCAGAGCUUCCAUUGACAACUUGGUGUUGCGCCGCAUUCAAUCCGAAGCCCUUCACAAGUGGAACCGACCUCAGCAGCAGCAGCAGCAAGAGCCUCAGAAGAACGCCGUCUGGAGUAGCAGUACUGCCAGUACAAAGUCACGUGCUGCCAGUGAUCCCAUGCCCAAACCGCUCCGUCGCAAGGAAAGCUCACGUGGAAGACGAGGCACGGCCAGUGGCAGGAGUUCAGCUCGCACUACUACUUGUACUACAACUAUUACUAGCGAUAGCAGCAAGGAUCAACCCUUGCUGAAGAACCGCGGGAGUCGCCCAUGCCCCACCAAAAAGGCACCGGUCCCUUACAAGGAUAUCCUGCAAGACGACUGUGAGCUUUUGACUCCUAGUAGUGGCAGUGGCAGUCGACCUCGUCCAACCAAAAAGAUCCCUUUCAAGGAUAUACUACAAGAUGAAGACUGCUGUGAGCUUCUCGUGGACAUUGUCCGAAGUCGUUCGGCUGCCUCCUUGUCCCCGUCCAAGCAUGCAGCACGAUGGACGUCAUCCUCAGACGACGACGACAAGUCACCCGUGGCACCACGACCAAGCCGAAAGAGCCGCAGUAAGCGAAUGCCCCGCAAGAUCGCCUCGGAGGAUUGCACCACGGAACGGAGUGCAGUGAAACGAUCCAGCCCCAAACGAGUGCGUAAAUUGUCAUCCUCGUCCUGUCAUUAA
This is a messenger RNA of Seminavis robusta, 846 nucleotides long. The record is from the annotation of a GenBank genome assembly. Lineage: Eukaryota; Bacillariophyta; Bacillariophyceae; Naviculales; Naviculaceae.